UCCAUCGCUCAAUUUCUCUGCCCUAAUUGUUGAUAAGGGGUUUCCAGUUGUUCUCUUCUCUUUCGCUCGGAUCGCGAAUCUGCCGUUCGAUUUUGCUCACGAGACAUCAUGGGAGUGAGGUUUGGGAUGUUGGGUCUCUUCCUGUUGGGUUUGACCUUUGCUUGCGACGCUCGGAGACUCGUUCAUCUCUCCGAGGAAGUUGCCCAAAACGAGAAAGUCUGCACAUUGUGUGAGGAAUACGUCGCAGUUGCUCUCGACUACCUCGAGAAAAACGAAACACAGACCGAGAUAAUUGAGGCACUUCAUGACCGAUGUUCCCAGCUGCGUGGUCUGAAGCAACAGUGUAUUGCUCUGGUGGAUUAUUACGUCCCUCUCUUCUUUUUACAACUCGAGUCAUAUCAACCUGAAGAUUUCUGCAGAAGGGUUAAUCUUUGCGAAAAGGUCGUGGCUCUUGUAGAAGAAUACCGUCAGGACAGUUGCGACGUGUGCCACAAGACUGUCUCCGAGAUUUUGAACAAGUUACAAGAUCCCGAUACACAGCUUGACAUAAUCGGGAUUCUGUUGAAGGGAUGCAAAUCGCUCAAGAACUACGAGAAACAGUGCAAGAAGUUGGUGUUCGAGUAUGGACCGCUGAUUCUCGUAAACGCAGAGGAGUUUCUGGUGAAGAACGACGUUUGCACGAUCCUACACGCUUGUAAGGCCGAGAAGACGUUGGAAACGCCAUUGGUGGUGGACGAGUGAGAAUGUAUUUCGUUGUCGGUGUUUUUUCCCCUGAAAGCUUUUGUGAAAAACAAAAGUGUGUUCAUUCUCCAUUUAAGAUUGGAGCAAAGUCAGCAACACGAGUGAGUGUUGCGUCUUGUUGUCUGUAAAAUUUGGAUUCAGACCGUAUCUCAUGUGGAUGAUGUGGUUUGUUGUACAGAUUUAUGAUAAUAUUCGAAAUGUGACUCCUGCUUUGUGUAAA
Messenger RNA from Tarenaya hassleriana, 961 nucleotides. RefSeq names its product proactivator polypeptide-like 1. Lineage: Eukaryota; Viridiplantae; Streptophyta; Magnoliopsida; Brassicales; Cleomaceae. The transcript is spliced from 6 exons. The coding region runs from base 109 to 741 and encodes 210 amino acids. The record is from RefSeq and is a predicted model, not a curated record. Gene Ontology annotation, biological process: lipid metabolic process.